AUUUUCGUAUAAAUAGACGAUUGACGGGCGAGUAAAAACAGAAGAAUCGUUAAUAAGAUGAACCGCGCACAUUUGAUUCCGCUCUCCAUUGUCGGACUAUGGCUGUUGGUGACGUCUGUUGCAGGUUUUUCUGUCGAUGCAGAUACACCUUGCAAGCGGCUGGCUUUGGCCAAAGCCGCCGGCAUUUGUUCGAAAGAUUACUCACCCUGUAGUUGUACCGAACAAAACGUUAAUUGCAAUCAAGUACCAGUUUGCGACAUAGCAAGAAUGUUCAAUACUAUGACAUGGCACGAUUUAAAUUCAAUCGAAAUUACGAUAUCGCCAACUGAAACAGAACCGAUUCCAGAUGAUUUUCUGGGUUACGCGCGCGUUAAUGGUUCUGUUAGUUUAGUUUGUACGGAAAACAGUUAUUUACAAGUAUCUGAAAACGCAUUUCGCGCAUCCAUGGAAUCUAUCCUUACUGUAUCAAUUAGAGGCUGUAAUUUAGAAAAGCUCAAUUAUGCAUUCAUGUCCAAAAUGAAAAAGCUGAGCGACUUUUUUAUUUUUCAAUCAAGUGAAUUUUUAAGUUUUAAAGGACUGCCCUCUCAUUCAAAUUUUAAGAUGUUGAGCAUUACGGGAUCCAGUGGAUUUGCUGCACUAGAUUCGACUCCCGUUGAAUUAGCCGGAUUGAAAUCCUUGUAUCUCAAUGAUAAUCAGUUAACUGAUAGUGAAGCUUCUGCGCUUAUUAAAACUUUGGCUACAACAUCAGUUAACUCUUUGACUGACUUCAGAUUGAACGAUAACAAGCUGACCCGAGUCCCUGAUUUUCUAUUAUCGAUACCAAACCUUGCAGACUUACAUUUGAAGAAUAACGCCAUUACCUCGCUGUCUGCCAACUCAUUGGCCUUCAGAGGUCCCAUUUCCAUCAGUUUGGGUAAAAAUCAAAUCAAAUCCGUAAGACCAGGCGCGUUUGGUUCGCUAAGAACCUUGGGUACUUUUGGAUUGAUCAGUCUCAACCUCAACAAAUUUAAUCGCUUGGAUUCCAACGCCUUCCAAACCCUGCUUGAAGGAAUGGUUAUAGCUGGUGAAGGCAGUCUGGAGCUUGGAGAAACUCCGAUUGUCUGUGACUGCAAUAUCGCCUGGCUUCUCCGAGACAACAGACAUCUGUUAAAGCAUGUCUUGUAUGGAAAGUGCGCCGGUGAUGCUGGGGAUUUUGCCGAUGUCGAACCGGAGAGAUUCAAUCAUUGCCCAGCAGCGUAAGUGGAGACCGAACAAAAAAAAAAGAAAACUUGCAUUCUUAAUAAAGCCUACGGCAAAACUGUUCAAUUCAUUUUUUGAAUUAACCUUGUGAUUCGGUAUUUGUUUGCAUUUUUGUAUGUAGUCGUAUGUAGUUCAUUCUUCAAUGUAAAACUUGGUUGACGUCUUUAAAUAGGCCUAGAAUCCUGUAACAAAUGACAAUAAACAUUUUUUUGGCUUCUU
Daphnia pulicaria is the source of this 1458-nucleotide messenger RNA. RefSeq names its product slit homolog 2 protein-like. Gene Ontology annotation, cellular component: membrane. Bases 58 to 1239 code for a protein of 393 amino acids. The record is from RefSeq and is a predicted model, not a curated record. The transcript is spliced from 3 exons. NCBI's taxonomy places the organism in Eukaryota, Metazoa, Arthropoda, Branchiopoda, Diplostraca, Daphniidae.